Messenger RNA from Schistosoma curassoni, 2041 nucleotides. NCBI's taxonomy places the organism in Eukaryota, Metazoa, Platyhelminthes, Trematoda, Strigeidida, Schistosomatidae. The record is from the annotation of a GenBank genome assembly.
CACCGAUUUUUUAAAACUAAACUUGUGUAUUCGUUAGUGACAAGGAAGGCAACAUUGCUGUUUUACUGGUUGUCUAAAGGAAAAACCAUACUUCCGUCACACUUCUGUACAUUCAGCAGUACAAGUUUGUCCCCGGACCUUGGGUUUGCUGCUUUUAUUCUCACCGCUUUUCAACUGGCUUGCCUGGCAUGGUAGAACCUUGAGAAACGAUUGUUCCAGGCAGUAUAGCUCAAUUGCUUUAUCACGAUAGGCAAGCCCGACCACCACAUCAAGGUAGUAGCAACGGUUGGGUCUUAUCAGAACUCUAGAAAUCCCUCUCGAAACUAGACAGUUGUCAGUAUACAAUUUUUGUGCAAAAAACGCAAAGAUUGUUUGAUUUGAUAUUUGUUUUUGCUGUGCAACGUUAUAGGUUGAUUAAAGUUGAAAAUAAAGACAAAUAAAACCCAACUCAUCGGUCUGAAUGUCAAGUGCUUGUUAUGUAACUUAAAGAUAUACAAAAACUAAUAUAACUGAAGAAAAAUCAUCAUUCAUGCCUAUUCAACAUUUUCCUUUGGAAACAACUAAUUGUACUCCAUCACCAUCAAUUCGAAUAACCAAUGGAACUGGAUGUAAAGUAUUGAUUGCUAUUACUGUUCCAACACGUAAUUGGAAAUACAUAUUCAAAGUUCGUACAGAUAUAUUAAUUGGUGAAUUAAGAAAACAAGCAAUUGAAACAUACAAUUUAAAAGAAUUAGAUUUUAUUAAUUAUGGUUUAUAUUUACCACCAGAAAGUGGUAAAAAAGGCAAAUUUUUACAAGAUGAAAGAACUAUAUCAGAAUAUCCACAAUUAGUUGCUAUGAAAUUAAAUCCUUAUAAUGAUAAUCAAUUAUUACGUGAAAUAGAAUCAAAUGGAUCAACGAAUGAUAAAAAAUCUAAAGAACCUGUUGUAUUAGAGCUUCUACCAAAAAUUCGUUUUGUUGAAGAAUAUCGUCUAGAGGGAUCCAAAUCAACAACUAAACGAAUUCAUUCCAAAUCUUGUAAUGAUAUCAAAGCCUCUACAGAACAGAAAGCUCCAAUCAAUAGUAACUUGAAAAUAAAUGGUCAUGAAUUUGAUGAUGAUGAAUCAGAUUCAUGUUUAAUUUAAUCAACAAAAGAAAUAAUAAAUAAUGAUUACAUAAUUAUAAAAAGUAUUUCAGUGAAAUAAUCAAGUUAGUUCAUCAAAAAAAAAACAAAAAAAAACAACGUUUUUUCUACAGAUUUCAAAUUCAAUUAAUCGUAUAGGAAAAUAUUGACGAAACCAUACACCCACACGCACACCCACACUCUCGCACGCACACACACACACAGACAAACAAAUAAAUAAGUAAACAAACAAUAAUUUAUUUGCAUUUAUUCAAAAAUUCUUUGUUACUUAUUUUAUAGUCUACUUUUUAUAUUACUAAUAAAUCAUGAACAAUACUACUGAUAUUCAUUAUUUAUCAUUAUGAUCAUGAUCAUGAUCAUCAUUCGCAUCAUCAUUGUGUGUGAAAUAUAAAGAUUGAUUUAUAUAUAUAAAUGAAAUAAUAUUACAUCAUAUAUACAUAUAAUACAUGUUCAAUAAUGUACUUGAAUAACAUUGUAACAAGAAGGCAAUCUGUUAUUAUCAUAUCAUUUAUGUUGCUUAUUUAAACAAUCAUAAAUCAUAACAUUGAACAUUGAAUAUUCAAUAUUGAACAUUGAAUUUAUUAGUCAAUGAUUGAAUAUUUUUUUGGUAAGAUUAUAAUUUAUGAACGAACUAAUCAAAUAUUAAAUAGAAAGUUUUGAGAUUUUAGGCGCAAAAUUUAACCUGAUCCAAUUUGGUAAAAUAGAAACUUUUUUUUUCUGAUGUUAGUUUAUGAUACAAAAAAAAACACCUCGAAAUCUAUUUGUGAACCUUUAAUCAUUAUGUGUAAGUGAUAAUUUGAAUUCUUCAUUACAUGUUCAUAAUCUUCAGUUUGAUCUUGAUUAUGAAAUGAACACACUCAUGGUUAGUUUGGCAUCAUUCAGACGUGAAUCAUAAAUGAUAGUCUCAUGAAUAUUUUUC